Messenger RNA from Closterium sp. Naga37s-1, 594 nucleotides. Lineage: Eukaryota; Viridiplantae; Streptophyta; Zygnematophyceae; Desmidiales; Closteriaceae. The record is from the annotation of a GenBank genome assembly.
AUGCUCAGCCUUUCAGUUCCAUACUCAGUCUUAGGUCUAGCACCAGUACUAAAAGCACCGGUAAGGCUGCCCAACCUCCCUCCAUCUCCCCCUUCCCCUCCCUCUGCUGCUUCCCAACCCCCUGCCCCUUCCCUUCCUCCUUCCCCUUCCCCUCCCCCUGCCCCCUCCCUCCCCCCUGCCCCUUCCCCUACCCCUGCCUCUCCCCCUGCCCCUCCCCCUGCCAUUUCCCCUCCUCCUACCGCUUCCUCUGCCCCUUCCCUCCCACCUGCCCCUUCCCCUACCCUUGCCUCUCCCCCUGCCCCUCCCCCUUCCAUUUCCCCUCCUCCUACCGCUUCCCCUGCCCCUUCCCCCAGAGAUCCUUGGCUCCAAGGGGAUCCUUCAGAACUCCCCCCACCAGGCGACCCACCCACACCCACAGGCUCUCCUGCAAGGCUGAGCGGGCCGGAUUUUGACAUGCUGCUUGCUGCUCUGCUGCCUGUGGCACUCAGUGCUCACCAGCAGAAGUGGUGUUUUCAGCAGCAGCAGCAGCAGCAGCAGCAGCAGCGGCAGCAGCAUCGGAACAACCACCAGCAGCAGAGGCGCUUUCAGCAGUAG